Magnolia sinica is the source of this 2833-nucleotide messenger RNA. Its product is annotated as protein tesmin/TSO1-like CXC 3. Bases 23 to 2638 code for a protein of 871 amino acids. NCBI's taxonomy places the organism in Eukaryota, Viridiplantae, Streptophyta, Magnoliopsida, Magnoliales, Magnoliaceae. The transcript is spliced from 11 exons. Gene Ontology annotation, molecular function: DNA-binding transcription factor activity. The record is from RefSeq and is a predicted model, not a curated record.
AUGUAUUUUACUUCAAUGAGAAAUGAUUAAGCACUACCCACUGUAUCGCAAGCUCAACAUACUGCAAUGUUUUUCUUGCCAAUGUCUCGCACAUUUAGAAAUUCGGAGCCGUGUAGAAGGUCAGCUCUAUCAUGACGAUCUCCUGGUGUGGAAAUCAGGCCAAUCCACUUAUUAUAUGAUAUUCGCAAUGAGGCUGAACUUUGCACAUCUUGGAUGUCACACAAGUGACACAUUGGCUGGGACAAAGGAUUCGCCUGUCUUCAAUUACAUCAAUAAUCUGUCUCCUAUUAAGCUAGAUAAGUCUGUGCAUAUCACGCAAAGCUUCCCAUCACUUAGUUUUGUUGCGUCCCUGCCAGCUGUGUUUACCUCACCGCAUGUCAGUUCCCAUAAAGAAUCUAGGUUCCUCAGAAGGCAUCACUUGUCAGAUUUGUCAAAACCCGAGUUUUCUUCUGAUGAUGGGGAUGAAGGCAAGACUUCUUUGGGAGUUUCAGAUGCCCUUCAUCAACCUGGUAGCUCAGCCGACACGCAGGAAAGAUGUGAUCUUGGGAGUUCUAUGGAAGAAUUCAACAUUGACCCGUAUAACAAGCGCUCAAAGCUAGCUAAUAAGCCACCUCGGACUUUGCAAUAUGAUUGUGGUAGCCCCAAAGGUAAUGCCACCCCUUUCUAUGGUGGCAUCAAGACAGAUCUUGAGAUGGAGGUGUCUGCGACACCUGCAUCACUUACUCGACUUGUUCAAAAGGGCCCAGAAGAAGGGGAGAAACACUCGCUGCAAAUUGAACUAGAGUUGCAGGGGAGAUGCCAGGAUGAGCAAUCUAAGGAAGAAGUUCUGGGUUAUGAUUGGGAGAAUCUAAUUGCUGAUGCUGAUGGUGAGAUUUUGAUUUUCGAUUCGUCCGCUGAUCAAUCAGAGGCUUUUAGGGGGCCGGAUAAGAAAGUAGCGGAUCAUAAUGCUAAUGAUUUUGCUUCGCGUGUUCCAAAACUUCCACAUGACAAGACUGAAGAUGUGCAUAAGGUGCAAUCUGUUGGUUCCCUCUGUUCUUCUUAUCAACAUCGCUUGCAAGAUCCUGCAGUUCACCCUGAGGAAGUUAGGGAGCAGAACGAAACAGAUCACACUCCGCAGCUACUUCCGAGUACCUUCCAGAAUAAGCAAGGGACUGGUGAUCUAAGCGAUAAAAUGGAUGACAGAUCCAGGGAUAGCAUUCCCUUUGGUUUUAAGGAUGAAACUCAGCAGCAGCGUGGCAUGAGAAGACGCUGUCUGGUUUUCGAGAUGACAGGAGCUAAGAAAAAGAUCUCAGAGGAUGAUUCGAAAAGCAGUUCUUCGAAUUUGGUUCAAUCUGAGGGAAGAUUUCCUUCUGGUGAUAAACAACUGGCCCCUCUCAAGCCUGGAAUUGGUUCGUGCAAGCUACCUGGAAUUGGUUUGCACUUGAAUGCUCUGGCAACUACUUCAAAGGACUGUAGAAUGGUCAAGCAUGAGACUCUGGCCUCUGGAAGCCAGUUGAUCAGCAUGCCAAAUUCUGUUGGUUCGUUUUGUUCUGUAACAACUGGGCAGAAAUCACUGGAUAACUCCUUGGCUCCGAACUCUGUUGAAAGAGACUUGGGCUUGCUUGGUAAUGAACUUCAGGUUAUGCAAGGUUCUCAACAGACACCUACAUUUGGAGUUGGUGAAGAGUUUAAUCAGGGUAGCCCCAAGAAGAAAAGGUGCAGGUUGGAAAAUGCUGGAGAAAGUGAGGCUUGCAAGCGUUGUAACUGUAAGAAGUCCAAGUGUUUGAAGCUUUAUUGUGAAUGCUUUGCCGCUGGUGUCUACUGUGUUGAGCCUUGUUCAUGUCAAGAAUGCUUUAACAAGCCUAUACAUGAAGACACUGUUCUUGCAACUCGCAAACAGAUAGAAUCACGCAAUCCACUUGCAUUUGCUCCCAAAGUCAUUAGGAGCUCUGAGUCUGUUCCAGACAUUGGGGACGAAGGUAAUAACACUCCAGCUUCAGCUCGGCAUAAAAGAGGAUGCAAUUGCAAGAAGUCAAGUUGUCUGAAGAAAUACUGUGAAUGCUAUCAGGGUGGAGUCGGGUGCUCCAGUAAUUGCAGAUGUGAAGGGUGUAAAAAUGCAUUUGGUAGGAAAGAUGGGUAUGCACCACCAGUAAUAGAAGAAGCUGAACCAGAAGAAGAAGAAUCAGAAGCUGGUGAGAAAGAUGAGCCAGAUGAAACUCUGCAGAUUACUGAAGCCCAGAAGGAUGAAAAGAAAUAUUUAGACUCUAUGUUGGCAAUAACACCUAUCCAUCUUUCCAGGUCAUCUGUUGAACUGUCAUUUUUCUCUGGUCGGAAACCCCCACGAUGUCCUGUAGUUGCUGUUGGAUCAUCUACUUGCCUAAGUACUUGUGAGACACUUCGAAAAUCUGAUUUUCUACAACCCCAACUGAAGUUUGAGAAGAAAUUGCAGAUCAUUUCAGAAGAUGAAACCCCUGAGAUUCUAAGAGGCAGCUCCUCGCCUGUCAGUGGAGUGAAGACCACCUCCCCCAACCGUAAGAGGGUCUCACCUCCACAUAAUGAAUUUGGGUCAUCUCCUGGACAGAGAAGUGGCCGGAAAUUGAUACUGCAAUCUAUUCCUCCAUUUCCAUCUCUCACUCAUGAUGGUACAAUUUUCCGUUGAAAGUUUUCAAUGAAGUGAUCCUGUUUACUCUUCCGCGGUGAGUGAAUGUAGGUUUUAAAGGUGCACAAAUAGUUCUUGUUGUGUUUCUGAUACUUGUGUGUUUAUAUUUGUAUUUCUUUGUAUGGGUAGUGCUCAUGUACCCCUGUAGAAUAAUAUAGAGCUUUCCAUAUAUUCCAAGCUUUUCUUGUUUCCUUC